GUCACCUGACUGCGGGCGGCACGUGGUGCUUCGCCAAUAUGGCUGCGCUCGCAGCAGCUCGCGUCUGGGUGUCCUGCUGCCUCUUCAUCCUGCUGGGGCUGGUGGCGGCCGCCGGAGCAGCCGGGGAGGCGGCACCCGGCGGGGGCUGCGGGUGCAGCGCUAGCCGGGCCGGUGACGGUGACGGGCGGGAGGUGGCGGCGCAGCGGUACUCGGCAGCGGCGGGCGGUGACCGGAGCGUUGGGCGAAUGCCGAUGGUCGCUAUUCCAGAAGGAGUGUUCACAAUGGGCACUGAUGAGCCUGAAAUACGGCAAGAUGGAGAAUGGCCUGCUAGAAGAGUCCAUGUUAAGAGUUUCUACAUGGAUCAGUAUGAGGUCAGCAAUGAGGAGUUUGAGAGAUUUGUGAAUUCUACUGGGUAUGUUACUGAGGCAGAGAAAUUUGGCGAUUCCUUUGUGUUUGAGGGAAUGCUGAGUGAAGAAGUGAAGGCUGACAUCCAUCAGGCAGUUGCAGCUGCUCCCUGGUGGUUGCCUGUGAAGGGAGCCAACUGGAAGCACCCUGAGGGCCCUGACUCGAAUAUCUCCAACAGAAUGGCUCAUCCAGUUCUUCAUGUUUCUUGGAAUGAUGCUGUGGCAUUCUGCACGUGGGCAGGGAAACGGUUACCAACUGAAGCUGAAUGGGAAUACAGCUGUCGGGGGGGCCUUGAGAAUAGACUUUUCCCAUGGGGCAACAAGCUUCAGCCAAAAGGUCAACAUUAUGCCAAUAUCUGGCAGGGAGUGUUCCCAACUAACAACACUGCAGAAGAUGGAUACAAAGGGACUGCGCCUGUCACUGCAUUUCCUCCCAAUGGGUAUGGCUUGUACAACAUCGUAGGUAAUGCCUGGGAGUGGACGUCUGACUGGUGGGCUGUUCAUCACUCAACAGAAGAUGUUCACAACCCUGCAAAACCAUAUACACCCUACCAACCAGUGAAGAAACAACAGCUUGUACCUCAAGUUAAGGCCCUCGUCAGGGACGGACAGAGUGAAGAAGGGUGGAUCCUACAUGUGCCAUAAGUCUUACUGCUACAGAUAUCGCUGUGCAGCCCGUAGUCAAAACACUCCUGACAGCUCUGCUUCAAAUCUGGGAUUCCGCUGCGCAGCAGACACCUUGCCAGAGCUACGGUGACCAGUGGGCUGUCGCACCGAGACAAGAAGGGCUGAAUUUCACCCAAGACUUGAAGACACAUGUGGAGUGUCACUUCUGAUGACACACGAUAGAAAAAUCGAAUGCUUACACUUCCUGCCAGGGGUAAAAAAAAAAAAUCCAAUACUACUCAACAUUGCUUGAAGAACUUUGAUAUAUUUAUCUCUGGUGAAGUUGGCCUGGACUUUUAUCCUGACCAAACUUUUUAUCGGUGAAUUCUGUUGGGUUUAGCAAGACUAUUCUGGAGUUAAUAGGACAAAGUGAACAGAAACAUGCUGAUUGUGUUUUAAAAGCUUAAUUCUCUUUAAUAGCUCCUCUAGAAAAGAUCUUUAUUAAAUUUAUGUAUAGUUUGAAUUUCUACACUCAAAUCCCAUAAACAAGGACUUUUAUAAACUUCUAGACAGCUUUAAAAGAAAAUAGAGGGAGCUAAGAAGACGUGAGGACCGGCAGACAGACAGCUAGCCGUACGGGCAGUUAAUGCAGCCCUUCUAUCAUGUUCCUGUUGCAGUGAAAAUUGGGUCCAGAAAUGUGCUUGUUAUGGUGAGAUACCUGCUCCUCUUUCUAAAGUGCCUUCUGCAACCGAGGGAUGAUAAUCCUCAGGGUGAUGAUAAUCAGAAGUGUUGUACAUAUUUGAAUAAAAUUUCAACCACUUCUUUA
Messenger RNA from Grus americana (Whooping crane), 1836 nucleotides. It is a transcript of the gene SUMF1, whose product is annotated as sulfatase modifying factor 1. Gene Ontology annotation, cellular component: endoplasmic reticulum. The record is from RefSeq and is a predicted model, not a curated record. Lineage: Eukaryota; Metazoa; Chordata; Aves; Gruiformes; Gruidae. Bases 39 to 1049 code for a protein of 336 amino acids. The transcript has 10 exons.